AUGGCUGAAUAUAAUCCUCCUAAUAAAAAUAAUUUUACAAGGACACAAAGAAACUUAAACGAAGAAAGACUAAGAAAUAUUGAGGAAACUGUGGACGCCUGUAUCGAAGAAAUGCAAGGACAUUUUGAUUCGAAAUUCAACAAUCGCAAACCAUUGUCUCUACACCCACCUGUUCCCAUGGAAACAGACACCUCACCCAGGUUCCCAAAAUUGAAACAAACUGCUCCAGAGGAAACAAAGAAGAUUGUGAGGAAUUUAGGGGGAAUUCGCUUGCAAAGGGAGAAGAUAGUCACGGAAAGGCUUUUUCUACACCGACAAGUUUCUGAGACUAUAGGCGAGAAAAGCAUAAAACUAGCACGUGACAACAACACUCUUCCGGAAGUUGUUUGUAGACGGCGCUUUCGUGAAGAAGAAGACAAGCUUCAUUAUCUGCCAAGAUUAAAUCGCCAAGUUUUUUCUGCUCCCUCUUCGCAUUUUUCGAUCAAUUUGAAUAAAACUUCUUCGUACGGUCGUGAUAGUAAAAGCGACGAGCUUGCGAGCCGUAAAAGUAUACUUUCGUGGAGCGCAUGUGUAGUUCCAGCAACACUUGUGGACUUUCCAGGGCGCAAGCGAUUGCCGUUGAUAUCGUCACUUAAGAAGUCUAACAAAGGAGUUAAAAACAGUUCGGUAGACAGGGUGUCAAAGCCGCCUAACUACAGAGAGCAUAGUGCUCAGAUGUUACCCCGAUCAUCUACAGACAAACCCGUGUCUUCCACGAGACUCCUAUAUCCUUCACAUCACGGAUACUGA
Molecule: messenger RNA, 789 nt
Organism: Pocillopora meandrina
Lineage: Eukaryota; Metazoa; Cnidaria; Anthozoa; Scleractinia; Pocilloporidae
Source: the annotation of a GenBank genome assembly